Molecule: messenger RNA, 2367 nt
Organism: Gordionus sp. m RMFG-2023
Lineage: Eukaryota; Metazoa; Nematomorpha; Gordioida; Chordodea; Parachordodidae
Product: probable cyclin-dependent serine/threonine-protein kinase DDB_G0292550
Exons: 5
Coding region: 206-1588 (460 amino acids)
Biological process (GO): ephrin receptor signaling pathway; axon guidance
Cellular component (GO): plasma membrane
Molecular function (GO): ephrin receptor binding
Source: RefSeq, a predicted model, not a curated record
GGAAAAUUGCUUGAUUUACAACUUGAUUAGCCAAAGUUCUUCUUCAAAAUAUAAAGGGAUUUUGUCAUCAUCUUCCACUUUGAGCAGAAAAAUCCCAAAAUCAUUUACAUUUAAAUGUCCUCCCAAAAAUUAUUCUCAAUAUUAUAAUACCUCGUUAAUUAUCAUUUUGGUUAUUUGCUUUUUUUCUGACCUUACCUGUAGUGUAAUGGGCAGUGCGCGGAUCGCUUCAAUAAAAUUCCUUCUACCACCUAUAUAUUGGAAAAAAUUCAAUCCCAUAUUCCGCAUUGAUAACACCUUAAAUAUCAUAGACGUUGAGUUAGGCGACUCCAUUGACUUAGUAUGCCCUCAAUACCCUGUUCAUACAGACCCUAUCCGAAUUGAAUACUACGCUGUUUAUAGGGUGACUAAAGAAGAGUACGAUUCUUGUCAUAUAACUUUUACUAAUCGGACCAUAACGCGCCUUAUACUAAAUUGUAGUAUGCCUACCAAAACUCAGAUGUUUACCCUUUCGUUUCGUAAAUAUUCACCCAUCCCUGGGGGCCUCGAAUUCAUCAACGGAGAAGAUUACUAUUUUACAUCGACCUCAACCGGUACUCUAGAUGGAAUCAACAAUUUAGAAGGAGGUCAUUGCAAUGAACACGCUAUGAAAGUCACUUUUAAAGUCGGAUCUCAAACAAAAUCAAGCAAUCACGCCCCUCCAAUCUUCAAUAAUCGUAUGAAAUCGCAACCCAAAAUUUGGCAAGAAUCGAAAUCUCCACUUUCUAUAUUGAUUCCAUCAUCUCACAAUAAUAACCAUUACAUAAACGAUCAAGGCACGCAACCACUUAAAAAUCCGAAAUUUGAUUUCAAAUCUGAUGUGAUCCCACCCAAAGAGCUUCACGAAUUAUCAAACAGCGAUAAUGUUAAUCGAGCCUAUCCUAUAGACCCCUCAAGAUAUUCCAAACUGAAUCCCAUUCUCAAAAAGGUAAAUAACGAGAUAACGACUUUUACAGAAAAAUUGGCUAAAAACGUGAUCGUAAAUUUGCAAAAUUUCCAUAACUUUAGAGACUUUAAAGAUCCCCUUAACAGCGAACAAAAUGUGAGAAAAGAUGGUAGGACCAAUGGGUCGAAUUCUGAUUUGCAGGACGAACCAAAUAACAAAGAAAAUUAUUAUUAUUCCUACUAUUACAACCAACAAAGGAGACCUCCACUAUCCAAUUUUCCUAACCUUCCAAAUUCGUAUAAUAAUCAACCAUCGAAAGAUGAAUAUAAUCGCAAAACAGUAAACGAUCACAAUUAUUACUAUAAUAGCAACAAUAACCGAAAAAAUCCUACCGAAUUCGAACAAAAUUAUCAGAACGUGAACGAUAGGACAAAUGAGAAUAGAGAUAAUAACGAUUACAACAAUAAAAUAGAUAGGCGAGAUUCUUUUAUGUCAUCGGAACCAUCGAUUUAUAGCAACGGUCUUAAAAAUGAUCAUCAAUCCCAAAGAUCCCUAGCCAUUAGUAGUUUUAAUCAAAAAUCUUUCAUCUCAUUAACGGCUUCUAUAAUUGUUUUCUAUACCGUAAUCACGCAUAUAAAUUCGCUCAAUUAUAUUUUAUUCGUUUAAGGAAAGAAAUAUCGUUUAUUACUGAUCAGCGAAUAUAACAAGGGCGCGGAGAGAGUCUACGUUAUAAGAUUUUUUUAAAUAACAGAAUUAAUAAUAAAAAAACUAGUCCCCACAAUUAAAAUCUAUCAAAAUAUUGUUUAAAAAACAUGAGAUAAAUUGGAACCGCUUUACUACAUUUAUUGAUUAGUCAAUUAUGCAACAAAAAAUUGCCUCCCCUUCUACUAAUAAAUUGUGAGAGAAAAUUUUUUUAAUAGAAUGUUUUAUUAUAACUUUAAUACUAUUAUUAGUAUGUUACUAAAAUAUAUAAUAAAGGAAAUAAUUUACUGGACCCAUGUCGUUAAUUCUUAAUGAAAUAAAGUGUUAAGUUAAUCAAAAAAUAGAUAUUGUAAUAAAGCUUAAACAAAAUCAAUAAAAAAAUAUAUAUUGAUAUAUUGUGAAUUUUUUUUAAAAAAAUUGUUUUUUCCACGAUUAUACUCAUAAUUUCAACAAAAAACUCAUAAUAAUAAUAUUUUUUGUUCCUAUACUGUUACUCAUCACUAUAAACCAACAUUUAAACCAGAUUCAAUCACUAUACUAAAAUACUUCAAGUUCGGGCAUCAAAUUUUUUAAUAAUAAAUGAUUGUAAACAAUUAUGAACUGUUUUUAUCAACCAUAUUUUAUACUAUUAUCCAAAACAUUUUUAAAAAAAAUAAUAUAAUUCAAAAUGUUCAAACCUGUAUGAAUUUUUUUUAUUUAAAAAAGUAUAUGUAAUGUAGAUGUACAUAUUAUUAUUAUAAAUA